Molecule: messenger RNA, 4777 nt
Organism: Diorhabda carinulata
Lineage: Eukaryota; Metazoa; Arthropoda; Insecta; Coleoptera; Chrysomelidae
Product: casein kinase I-like
Exons: 7
Coding region: 146-1207 (353 amino acids)
Biological process (GO): signal transduction; negative regulation of canonical Wnt signaling pathway; peptidyl-serine phosphorylation
Cellular component (GO): cytoplasm; nucleus
Molecular function (GO): ATP binding; protein serine/threonine kinase activity
Source: RefSeq, a predicted model, not a curated record
CUGACGUCAUAAAGUCAUCGGAUGAAAAGAAAUAUGUCGGCGUGCUGAGAGGAACAAGUGAUAGUGUUAUUGUAAAAAGUAUUGGUUUUCCGUUAUUCAAAAUUAAUUAAACAAUAUUCUAUUAGACUGCUUUAAAAUUGUCAAAAUGGCUUCACAUGGCAUAGGGCUCGGUAUCGGGAAGCCGGAAUACAUAGUCGGUGGAAAAUAUCGUUUAGUUCGUAAAAUCGGUAGUGGUUCUUUCGGUGACAUAUACUUGGGAAUAAAUAUCACAAACGGAGAGGAAGUAGCUUGUAAACUUGAGGGAAUUGGUGCAAGACAUCCUCAGCUUUUAUAUGAAAGUAAACUAUAUAAAAUUCUACAUGGUGGCAUAGGAAUACCACAUAUCAGAUAUUACGGACAAGAGAAGCACCAUAAUGUUCUCGUUAUGGAUUUAUUGGGACCGUCGUUGGAGGAUUUAUUCAAUUUCUGUUCUCGUCGUUUCACCAUCAAAACCGUACUCAUGUUGGCCGAUCAGAUGAUCGGCCGCGUCGAAUUCGUCCAUUGUAAAUCGUUCAUCCACCGCGACAUCAAACCCGAUAACUUCCUAAUGGGCAUCGGUCGCCAUUGCAACAAACUUUUCAUUAUCGAUUUCGGUUUGGCGAAAAAAUUUCGAGAUACCCGAACUAGGAUGCACAUAAUUUAUCGCGAGGACAAAAAUUUGACCGGUACCGCCCGAUACGCGUCGAUAAACGCGCACCUCGGUAUCGAGCAAUCACGUCGAGACGAUAUGGAAUCUUUAGGAUAUGUUCUGAUGUAUUUCAAUAGGGGCUGUUUACCCUGGCAAGGUUUAAAAGCGGCCACGAAAAAACAGAAAUACGAAAAAAUUAGCGAGAAAAAAAUGUCAACGCCCGUCGAAGUACUUUGCAAGGGUUUCCCCGCCGAAUUCUCGAUGUACCUAAACUAUUGCCGCGGAUUGCGCUUCGAGGAAGCCCCCGAUUACAUGUAUUUGAGGCAAUUGUUUCGAAUACUUUUCCGCACCCUCAACCACCAAUACGAUUACACCUUCGAUUGGACAAUGCUGAAACAAAAAACGGCCGCGACGGGUAGCAGCGUCGGAGGAGCCUCCACCCAACAACAAGUCACGCAAUCCAUACCCCAACAACCAGCGAACCGAGACAAAAAAGACGACGAAAAGACAAAGCAGAGUUCUGCUAAAGGAAAUCGUUAACCCAACAUUGAAAAUCUCAUCAGUUGGGCUAAUUCCGCAUCUGGUUGGUUGAUUUGAGCCAACAAAAAAAGACGUCUGACUCCUUUUAUAUAAAUUUAAAAAAAAAAAUUGAAUUUUAUUAAUAAGUGAGCAUAUACGAAUUAUUAUUAUUAUUAUUUACAAUUAUCACUACGUCGUUCUAACGGAUAUUGUAUAAAAUAUAAUGAAAUAACAAAAAAAAAAUAAAUAAAAAAUGAUGAAUUACUAGUAAAGAUGGCGGACCGCUUACAAAACAGGUCGCCAUCUUGGAUAACGAAUGCGUGUGUGUGUUUGUCGAAUGGUGUGAAUGCAAGUCAGGCUGUAUUAUUUAAAAUAUUUUUUAGAUAGCAUUAAACACGGUGUAUUUAGGAUCAUUUCGAGAUAAUUCGAUAAGUAUAUAUGUCAAAAACAGUCUGUUCUUAAAAGAAAUACCAACGCCGCCCCAACCGGUCACCGAAAAAAUCGUCCACCUCCUGUAUAUAUAUCCAUCUCUAUUUAGUUACCUUCUUUUUCUCUAUCCCCCGUAACUUUUUUCUGUAUAUUUUAGCGUCUAUUAGUUUCUCUUUGACCCCCGUAUAACACGAUUUUGAUUUUUCAUUAUUUCAAUUUUUCUCUAACCCCCGUAACUCGAUUUUGAUCUUACCACAUCCCAAUUAUCCUCAAACCCCCGUAAUUCGAUUUGGUUUUUCUAAUUUAUUAAUUUUCUUCUGACCCCUGUAACUCGAUUUUGUUUCCACAAUUUCUUAAUUUUGCUCAAACCCCCGUAACUUAUUUUUUAUUAUAAGUUUCUUAAUUUUCCCUUAACCCCUGUAAUUAGAUUUUCUUUUUUCAGCCUCGUAUUUUUUCUCUAACCCUUGUAACUCCAUUUUGUUUUUUUUUGUUCCUUAAUUUUUUUCUAGCCCCCAUAACUCAUUUUUGUAUUUAAAAUUUCAGUUUCGUAAUUUUCCUCAAGCCCUCGUAAUUUGAUUUUGUUUUUUAAGUCUCUUUAAAUUUUUUUCCGACCCCUGUAAUUGGAAUGAGUCCAUCUCUACUAAUAAAUUUAUUAAAAUACCCCUUGAAAUUAAUAAAUGUUCAUAUACAGGAAUUUUUCGAAGAAACAAAAUUUCAAAAUUAUUGAAAUUAAAAUACCAAAAAUUUUGAAAAAAUAUAUAAAUUCGUUCCGAUACGUUUAACAUUAGAGAUGGACGCGUUAUAUUUGUAACCUUACAUAAAAAAAAAUGUAAAAAAGUUUUUCGGUGACCGGCAGCGUUGCCAAUACUUUUUUUUUCAUAAAAAAAAACAUUGUAUAUAUUUUCAAAACGAUUUUGAUCAUAUACUUUAUUUAGUUGUUAUUUUUUUAAGGACCUAAUUUUUUUAUGAAGCUCUAUAAUCAUGCAUCUUCUUUUUCGACAUGUAAAUUGUUCGUAUAUUUUUAGAACACUCUGUAUUUCAAAAAAAAAAAUGUUCGCAUCUAGAUACCUCGCAAAUUCCAUGUUUCUUAAUCAUCAAUUUCAAAAUUUCUAAAUCGAUUUUCUCCAUGGUUACUUCGAUUUCAAAGUUAGGCUUCCAAACGUCUUAUAUCAAUGACAGUUGACAACUUUGACAAUCGGAAUUUUGAAAAAAAAAAUUUAUGAAUAUUGGUAAUUUUUUUUUGUUUAAAAUAACUUAUUGAGAAAGGUAACGCAUUUUCUAUUCGUAACAGUUUAUUUUCUGGCAGUAAAAGGUAGCGCAUUUUUUGUUCGUUAAAGAUAAUUACUAAAAGGUAACGCGUUUUUGCUCAUAAAAAGGUAACGCGUUUUUUGGAGACUUGUUAUGAUGAAAUCUAGAUGCGUACAUGACCUUUGGGCCUCCGAUAAGGCUACAUUACGGUUUUUUGUCGUAUAUAAAGUAGCCGGUGUUGUGUUGUCAUCGUAUUUAUUUAUUCAUCACGAACUGAUAAGUAUAAGAUCACGUUUUUCCUGUUUGUUUUUGAUUAUUAAUUAUUUUGAAUAUUAGUUGUAAAUGUGACCCAAAUAUUUACAAACAUACCGUAUAUUUGCUUAACAGAAACGGAUCAGGAAGGAUUUUUAACACCAAUUGUUUUGGAGAGGUGUAUAAAAAAGGUAACGCAGAGAAAAAAUCUGAAAUUAUAUUGAAAAAUGUUCCCGAAAUCGAUGUUAAUUGAAUAAAAUGUACUAUUUAAUAGUAAAAGGUUACGCCUAUUAAAAAAGGUUGCGCUUAUUUAAAAAAUUUUACUUCGUAAAUUUCUGGUAAAAAAUGUUAAAAGGUAACGCAAAUUUUAAAUGUGCGUAAAAUUAUUCGAAAAAUUUUCUAAAAAUGGAAAUAAUUUUCAUAGUUUUCCGUCUAAAUCAAACAAAAAAUUAACUAAAUUAAGAAAUUAUCAAUUUUAUCCGUAAAAAUGUAACGCAAUUUUAAAAAAAUCUAAAACGCCGCUACCUUUUUUCCAUUUCCAAUGAAAUCAACAAUUGAAACGUUAUCUAAGUGCGAAUUUAUUAGGAUGCAGACACCAUCGAUGAAUUUUAAAGGUAACGCACUUUCUAUUUGAAAAAUAUAUCGAGUUUCAAAUGGUUUUCACAUAUUCUACGAAUUUCACUAAAAAUAUAAAAAAUAUUAAAAAUUUUCAUAUUUUUUGGUAUAAUUGAAAAGAAAAUCACAAAUUUGAUGAUUAUUGCGUAAUUUUUAAAAAUGUAAAAACGCCGCUACCUUUUUUCCAUUUCAAAUAAAUUACAAUUAAGUAUGAAUAUAAGUUGGCUGCAGAAACCAUCAAUAAAAUUUCCAGGUACCGCAUGUUCUAAUCAGUAAAGGUAACGAAUUUUCAUGUUUGAUAGGUAGCGUGCUUUCGAAGGUAACGCAUAAUUUUUAACUUUAAAAAAAUGACAUUUUCAAACAAGGUAAGUCUAUAUUCCAAUGAUUCCAAAAUUUGUAUAACUAAUCGAUGAUUAAUAAUCUCAAAUAAUACGGGGCCAUUAAUAAAAUUACAUUGUUCUAUUGCGGAUUUUAACUUUAUAAUAUCCAGUCAGUUUUACGUAAAAAAUCAUUCAAAUGUGACAAUUUAUUAUUAACAUUCGUCAUUAGUGCAAUAUUUUAUUUGUAGAAGGGCCCAAAUUGAAAAAAAAAUAUCGUAGAAACACAAAUUCGGUUGAAUUGCAUUUGAAUAAUUUUUUCGAAGACGCCCCUGUACUUUAGAACCAAAUUUCGAGGUUCUACAAUUCGCAAUUGAACCAAUAGGAAACAAUCCGUGAUAGUUUUGAUCAUUUUUCGAAAUGUAGGGACUGUAUAUACUGCGAAAAUUGUGAAAUGAAUAAAAAUUGUAGAUGCGACAUCAGUGACUGCCAUAACCUUUCAAAAUUAAAUGUAAAUUCUUCGAUGUAUGUAUUGAUAACACUACAACAAUUUGCAAGUUAAGUUAUCGUUAUUAAUUUUCUGAUUUAAUUUCUAGUAGCUUUUAAAAUAGUUAUUUCAGGCGUUUGUUCGAUAAUUUAAGUUAUAACAAACAAAUUCGGUUCCGCAUUUGUAAUUUACAGUGUUACAGUGAGGAAUUGCAGGAAUAAAAUGAAUAAAAAACCAAAUAAA